UUAAGGUUUUAGAAAACUGGAAACUCAAAUACCAAGUUUCUACAAAUUGAGUAGAUGUCCAAUAUCGUCACUAUGAAUAAUAAACUAACUUUUGAAUACUUCCAAAAUGAUGAUCAAUAUGUUUGAAAGUUUCAUUAAGACAGAACAUAGUCUUAUCUUUGGAUUCGGUCGAAUGAUUCAGUUAUGAUGAAUGUCGAAAAAAACUAUGAAAUUCAGCACACAUUUAACAUUGCACUUUGAAUCAAUAUAACUGUUUAAAAAAAAAUAAACAUUCGUCUAUACAAGUGUUCAAAUGAGCGAAAAUCACGUUUUUAUUAAACUUGGAAGACUAUAAAUAGAAAGAACACAGAUAAUUAAUGCAGUCUCAAACAAGAAGUCAAAAUGAGAGUAACCGGCCGUUUUAUCUUCAUCUUCAUUCAACUUAUAUUUUUUCAAGUUGCUUUUGAAAUUGUUAAUAGUUAUCCACAAAAGCAAUGGGUUUUUGACACCAAGGCCUUCGAUGAUAAACACCAGCAUAUUUUAAUGCCGACAAGUCUUUUGACAGGUGUUUUAAUCGGAAAAAUGCAUGAACAUGUUUCAAAAAAAGUCAAAAUUAACAUAACAACUACAGUUCGGCCAACAAUAAUCGAUUUCAUAUCAAAAAUUAAGAAACGCGCUAUUCACUUUGAGAACAACGAUUCAGACGAGUCCCAUUCUGACGACAAAAUCAACUGCGGAUGCAAUGUUUCAGUUGUCGAAGGAAUUGGAGAACAUGUAGUAGAGAAUAAUGCAAAAAUUAAUCAACAUCGCGGAACAAAUCGUGAGCUGGAAGAGCACGUAUCCCACAAUUAAAUAAUAUUUUUUCAUUAUUUCAUAAUUUAUGCUUACCUAAACAAUAAUGUCAACUAUAAAAUACAUAUUUGUGUACUAUGAUUGUUUAUUGAACAUUUUUUUUGCAUCGUUUGCAAAAAAGAGGUUUCAUAAUAUUGUCCAUUGUCAUAAAAAAA
Contarinia nasturtii (swede midge) is the source of this 986-nucleotide messenger RNA. RefSeq lists its product as uncharacterized. The record is from RefSeq and is a predicted model, not a curated record. The transcript is spliced from 3 exons. NCBI's taxonomy places the organism in Eukaryota, Metazoa, Arthropoda, Insecta, Diptera, Cecidomyiidae. The coding region runs from base 382 to 831 and encodes 149 amino acids.